This is a messenger RNA of Monoraphidium neglectum, 1575 nucleotides long. RefSeq lists its product as hypothetical. Gene Ontology annotation, biological process: peptidyl-serine phosphorylation; protein autophosphorylation; intracellular signal transduction. The record is from RefSeq and is a predicted model, not a curated record. NCBI's taxonomy places the organism in Eukaryota, Viridiplantae, Chlorophyta, Chlorophyceae, Sphaeropleales, Selenastraceae. The transcript is spliced from 4 exons. Gene Ontology annotation, molecular function: calmodulin binding; calcium-dependent protein serine/threonine kinase activity; ATP binding. Gene Ontology annotation, cellular component: cytoplasm; nucleus. The coding region runs from base 1 to 1575 and encodes 524 amino acids.
AUGGCUGUGAUUCUUGCUUUGCCGCCUCAUUUGCUGCAAGGGCGGGACGGGCUCGGCGGCGGCGGCACCCACUGCUGGUCGGGUGUGAUGGUUGGGGCGAUCAGCGCGCCCGGCCGCGCCGCGGCGGGCGCAGCCGCAGCGGCGACGCCGCAUGCAGCGCCACCGGGCCCUGGGCCCGCGCCCGGCGGCGCCACGCCGGCGCGCGGCGCUGGCGGCGGCCCGAGCCCGUUCAGCGCGUACAGCGGCGCCGUGGGCGCCAGCGCGAGCGCCUUUUCGGCUUUCAGCUCUCUCGGCAGCUUCAGCCCCGGCGGCGCCGGCGCCGGCUGCCCCAGCGCCGCCCCCAGCCUCGUCAGCGUGCGCUCAUUUUCCGGCGGGACGAGCGUCGUCAGCAGCGCCCCCAGCGGCUGCCUGGCCAUCGCAGAUAGCUGCCUGAGCUCGGGCAGCGGCGGCGGCGCAUUCUGGGCGCUGCUGGAGGAGAUCGCCCCCCCUCAGCCCUGCGCGCCCGCCGCCGCGCCCGCGGCCCCCGCGGCCGCCGCGGCCGCCACCCCGGCGCCGGCCUCGGCACCGCCGCCCAAGCCCGACGUCGCGGCCGCGUGCCGCGCGUGCGGCGCGGGCGAGGGCGCCUGCGGGUGCGGCUGGGUCCUCCCGCGCCGCGGCGGGCUCGAGGUGCUGGCGGACUACGAGUUUGGCCAGACCCUCGGCCGCGGGACGUUUGGCGUCACCCGCCUCGUCACCGAGCGCGCGACGGCGCGCGCGUGCGCGUGCAAGACGGUCUGCAAGCAGCGGCUCCUCGGCCACCGCCAGUUUGUCGAAGACGUGCGAUCCGAGGUUGCGAUCUUGGAGCACCUCGCGGGCGUCCGAGGCGUGGUGCAGCUGCGCGGCGCGUACGAGGAUAGGCGCGCGGUCAACCUCGUGCUCGAGCUCUGUGCGGGCGGCGACCUGCUGGACCACAUCCUGCGCCGCGGCCGCCUGCCCGAGCGCGACGCGGCGGCCGCCGCGCGCGCGAUGCUGCUCGCGCUGCGCCGCUGCCACGAGCGCGGCGUGGCGCACCGUGACGUGAAGCCCGAGAACUUCCUGCUUGCGCGGGCCGGGGACGCGGCCAGCGUGAGGAUCAGCGACUUUGGGGCGUCGGCGUUCAUAAAGCCGGGGCAGCAGUUUGCGGAGAUUGUGGGGACGCCGUACUACAUGGCGCCGGAGGUCCUGCUGCGCUGCUACGAUCAGAGCGCCGACAUCUGGUCUGCUGGCGUGGUGCUCCACCUGAUGCUGACCGGCCAGCUGCCAUUCACCGGCCCCUCGGACCGCGCCGUCUGCGCUGCUGUCCUUCGCGCCGACGCGCCCGCCGCCGACGGCCCCGCGUGGGCGGGCGUGUCGGGCGCCGCGCGGGACGUGGUGCGCGCAAUGCUCGUGCGCGACCCGCGGCGGCGCGCGGCAGCAGGGGAGCUGCUGGCACACCCCUGGCUGUUGCAGGAGGAGGUUGUUGCGGCAGUCGAGGCGGCGCAGGCGCCGGACGCGGCCGAGCGCCCCCUGCCAGCUCCCAAGGCGCCCGCCGCCGCCUCCGUGGUCGCAGAGGCGUGA